Messenger RNA from Cryptomeria japonica (Japanese cedar), 717 nucleotides. RefSeq lists its product as uncharacterized. The transcript has 3 exons. Lineage: Eukaryota; Viridiplantae; Streptophyta; Pinopsida; Cupressales; Cupressaceae. The record is from RefSeq and is a predicted model, not a curated record. Bases 1 to 717 code for a protein of 238 amino acids.
AUGGAUGUACGCUUCCUGAUAGACACUAAAACUCGACGUAUCGUAUACGCUGAGGCCGGAAAAUUGUUUAUCGAUUUUCUGUUUAGCAUUCUUAAUAUGCCCAUCGGUUAUAUCACUAGGUUGCUGCUUAAAUGGCAAUCCACGAAGAAAGUUGGGUCAGUCACCAAUCUACAUGAGAGCAGAGAAAAACUGGGCGAUGAUGAGAGGUUUCCUGAGUGCGGAUAUAUAAACAUCUUCUCUUUCAGUAUGACGGGAGGUGGAAAGUGUUACGUCUGCCCGCAUGCUGGGCAGGAUUCUCACGAAACAACGACUCACAAUAUCAGCAACGAAGGAGAAGAGAAAUGUUGGUGCGGGCAGAAUAUGAACCGAAUCGUUGAGCUCCCUGGGUGUAGCGGUUAUGUAUCCCAGUCCUCGUUUCUGAUAACCGAUGAAUUGCACAUAACAGCGAGCUCUAUGGCCAACUCUAGAAAUAUACACACUCAGUUCAAUAUCAAUGAUUUUACAGACCUUGAAAAGCGUACGGUAUUUGUUGAUAGCGACAAGGCAUGUGAGCUUGCGGGGGCUUCCCUGGUUUCAAAAACUGUGUUGAAUGAUGUUUUCGGACAAGAGAUUUUCAAAGAUGAAAAUAAUUUAUUCGAAGCUGGGUUGUUCGAAGGUGGAAAUUAUUUAUCCGAAGCUGGGUUGUUCGAAGAAGGUCUUUCGAGUGAUGAUGCAUAA